Messenger RNA from Nothoprocta perdicaria, 1278 nucleotides. RefSeq names its product galanin receptor type 2-like. The transcript is spliced from 2 exons. Gene Ontology annotation, molecular function: G protein-coupled receptor activity. NCBI's taxonomy places the organism in Eukaryota, Metazoa, Chordata, Aves, Tinamiformes, Tinamidae. Gene Ontology annotation, cellular component: membrane. The coding region runs from base 133 to 1245 and encodes 370 amino acids. Gene Ontology annotation, biological process: G protein-coupled receptor signaling pathway. The record is from RefSeq and is a predicted model, not a curated record.
GGGCUCUUGCUGUCUGCAGUCGGCCACGAGCACAUCAGCUGGGCUAACAGGCCGAGCAGUUAUUCUCCAGACUCUCACAUCUUGGCCUGUAUCACUCCAGGCUCCAACACCUCAUUGUGGCCACAGCGCAGAAUGACAGAGCACGAGGACUUUGCCAGCUUGGCUGGAUACUGGAAUUCUUCCAACAGUUACCAGUUCAACCCUGCCAGUGUCAUCGUCCCUGUGGUCUUCUCCCUCAUAUUCCUCUUGGGCACGGUGGGCAAUAGCCUGGUGCUGGCGGUGCUGCUGCGCAAUGGGCAAAUGGGCCACAACACAACCAACCUCUUCAUCCUCAACCUCAGCCUGGCUGACUUCUUCUUCAUUGUCUUCUGCGUGCCCUUCCAGGCCACCAUCUACUCCCUUGAGGGCUGGGUCUUUGGCUCCUUCAUMUGCAAGGCCGUCCACUUCUUCAUCUACCUCACCAUGUAUGCCAGCAGCUUCACAUUGGCUGCCGUCUCCGUAGACAGGUACCUGGCCAUCCGCUAUCCGUUGCGCUCCCGGGAGCUGCGGACCCCCUACAACGCAGUGGCAGCCAUGGUUGUGAUCUGGGGCCUCUCGGUGGUCUUUGCUGGGCCCUACCUAAGCUAUUACGAUCUGAUUGAGUGGGAGUCCAGCUACAUCUGCGUGCCUGGCUGGGAGGAAUGGAGACGCAAGGUCAUGGACACUAGCACGUUCGUCUUUGGCUAUGUCAUCCCGGUAAUGGUCAUCAGCCUCUCCUACACCAGGACCAUCAAGUACCUGUGGACAUCAGUGAACCCUCUGGAGGACAUGUCAGAGUCCAAGAAGGCCAAGAGGAAGGUAACCAAGAUGAUCAUCAUUGUAACCAUCCUUUUCUGCCUGUGCUGGCUGCCCUACCACGUGGUCAUCCUUCGCUAUCUCUAUGGAGACUUCCCUUUCAACCAGGCCACCUAUGCCUUCCGACUGCUUUCCCACUGCAUGGCCUAUGCCAACUCCUGUUUAAACCCCAUUGUUUAUGCUCUGGUCUCCAAGCACUUCCGCAAGGGCUUCAAAAAAGUCUUCAGCUGCCUCCUGAGGAAGAAACCCCGCAACAAGGUCCAUGUGGUGCACGCUGCUCGCAUUGUGCCUUGCUUCGAGGCAGGCUCCACUGAAGUGUCCCAGAUGCAUGAGGAGAACAACGAAUGCGAGCUGAACCCAGCCUCCCUGGCAGCGUCCUCCAGCUCCUCCAAGCCCCUCCACGUUUCUUAGUAGUCCUGCUCCACACUACCUGUGUCACCAGCC